AAUUAAGAAGCAGAAAAAAAAAAUUAAAUUUUCACCUUUUCUCUGAAAAGAAGAAUAAUUCUAAUUUUAUUUUUGUACAAUUUUAAGAAAAAAGAAGAAACAAUAGUGAUUAAAAGCUAGUGGUUUCAAUUACAAGCAUAUUAUAACGUUUAUCAAAACUUUUAAGAAAGUUAAAUUGUUUAUAUAAUAUUCACAUAUACAUAUAUACCUGAAAGGAAAAAAAAACAAAAAAUUAUAACGAUGACAUCUUGCCAACAACAAUUUAAUAAAAUCAUGUUUAGUAAAUCAAUAACAAAUAGUAGUGGACCACCAAGUGAAAGUCAAAGUGAAAUAUCAUCAGUUGAUAGUGAUUGGAGUGAUAUAAGAGCAAUUGCAAUUAAUUUAGGUGUACAAAAUCCAGAUGAUUUAUUAACUGAACGUUUUAAAGUUGAUCGUCAAAAAUUAGAGAAUAUGAUUAGAAGUGAAAGUACAGUUGAAGGAUUUUUAAAUAGUGCUGAAUUAUUUUUUGACAAUAUUAUGAAAGAAACUGUUACUUACGUAAGCUGGCCUUGUCGCUUGAAAAUUGGAGCUAAAAACAAAAAAGAUCCUCAUGUUAGAAUAGUUGGAAAACCAGAAUGCGUUGCAAAAGCAAAAGAAAAAAUUUUAAAUACAUUGGAUUCAAGGGGUUCCAGAGUUAUAAUGAAAAUGGACGUAUCAUAUACAGAUCAUUCAUAUAUUAUUGGACGUUGUGGUAAUAAUAUUAAAGGAAUAAUGGAGGAAACAUCAACACAUAUACAUUUUCCCGAUUCAAAUCGUUGUAAUCAAAGUGAAAAAAGUAAUCAAGUUUCAUUAUGUGGUAGUUUAGAAGGUGUUGAAAGAGCAAGAGCAUUAGUUAGACAAUCAACACCAUUAUUAAUAUCAUUUGAAUUACCAAUUAUGGCACCUGGUAGACCAGUACCAGAUCCAAAUACAAUUUAUAUUAAGGAAGUUGAAACAAAAUAUAAUGUUCAAGUUUUUUUUUCAACACGUACAAAAUUGCAUUCAUCAUUAAUGUUAGUUAAAGGUUCUGAAAAGGAUGCCUCUAAUGUAAAGGAAGCAACAAAAGUUUUAAUAGAUUAUACCUGCGGUGAUAUUGCUAAUCAAAUUUUGGUGCAAAUGCAAUUGGAAAUUUCACCACAACAUCAUGAAGUCGUUAAAGGAAAAAAUAACACAAAUUUAUUGCAUAUAAUGGAAAGGACAAAAACAAAGAUAAUAUUCCCAGAUGUUCAUGAUAUGAAUAUAAAAACAUUAAAAAAAUCACAAGUAACAAUUAAUGGAACUAUUGAAGAAGUUUAUCAAGCUAAACAACAAUUAAUUGGAAAUUUACCCAUAGCUCUCAUAUUCGAUUAUCCAUAUAGUCAAGCUGAUACAAGUGAAAUAUUCAAUUUAAGUAAUAAAUAUGGUGUUUUUAUAUCGUUACGAAAUAAACAAAAGCAAAGUACAAUGGCUGUUAUUAUAAAAGGAGUUGAAAAAUUUAUUGAUAAAAUUUAUGAAGCACGUCAUGAAAUACUUCAAUUGAAAACUCCAAUUGUUCAAUCUGAAAUACCAGAAUUAUAUUUUUCACCAAAAGAUAAAAAUUUGGAACCAGGAUAUCGUCGUACACUAACAGCAUUGUUAUCAAAAUAUCCUGAAAGUCCAUCAACACCCGGUUUCCUUAUGAAUAUAAAUCAUAAUAAUAAUAACAUUAAUAUUAAUAAUAAUAAUAUUAAUACAAAUUUAAAUUAUGCAAAUAAUACAAUGACAACACCAUCAUCUGCAAUGACAAAUACAAGUAACAAUAAUAAUAAUAAUAAUAAUAGUGGCAAUAAUAGUAACAAUAAUAACAAUACGCCAUUUAAUUAUCUCUUAGCAUAUAAUUUAAGUCCAUUUGUUCAAGGACAACAACAGCAGCAACAACAGCAGCAGCAGCAUCAACAACAUCAACAGCAAACAUAUCAGGUAACACCAACAACUGGAAAUUGUACAUUGAAAACAAAAUAUCAUAAUGAAAUUAAUAAUAAUUGUAUGAAUAAUAUAACACCAGUUUGUAAUAAUCAUAAUAAUUUUCAACGUUUACAACACAAUUCACAUCAUUAUCAUCAUCAUAAUCAUCAUAAUAACAAUAAUAAUAAUAACAAUUCAAAUAAUAAUAAUAAUGGUAACAGUAACAAUAAUAUAAGCGCGAAUAACAACAAUAAUUAUUUAGCUGUACCAUCUAGAAUUUCAUUAUCACCACGUAAUAGUAGUACAAAUACAAGUGGAUAUCAAAGUUUUAGUAGUAGUACUGCAUCUUUAGAACAAGGUUAUCCACCAUAUCCUGGACGUUGUGCUAGUAGCGGAAAUUAUUCACCUGAUUCAACAUUUAAUAAUGAUGGGGUUACAAGUAGUUUGAGUAUCGGUAAUAAAACCUUAAGAAGAUUAAGUGAUGGUGGUGUACAAAAUUAUUUAUCACCAACAACAACAGAAUUUAGAUCAGCUUCUAAUUUUGAUUUGAAACAUCAAAAUCAACAAACACCACAUACAUUUGAUUUUGAUAUGAAACGUAUUUUGGGUUAUAAAGCAAUGGAACGUCAACCGCAUGGUGAAUUACGUACACCUAAUGCCAACUGGAUUGGUUUAGGUUUAAGUAGAACAUCACCAGCACCACUUGAGACAGUUGAUGACAUUGGAAUGACAUGGAAUCGUAGCAAUAAUAAUUAUAACAACUCUAGCAACAAUAACAGUAAUAGUAGUAAUAAUAAUAUAACACCACUAGCAUCAACUACAACACCGACAAUAGCACAUGAUCAAACUCCUCAAAACCAUCAUCAUAAUCAUCAUCAACAUAGUCAUCAUAGCAGUAAUAAUAGAGGUGGUAGUGGUAGUGGCAGUAGUAAUGGUGCUGGAAUUGCCACUAAUGCUAAUACUAGCAGCAUAAAUGCACAAAUUUCACCAUAUAAUUUAGGGGCAACAACUGGUAUUGUUGAUUCAACUCCAUAUUCACGUCGUAUGCAAUUAUCACAACAUAAGGACAUUCAUUCGUUGUUGACAAGUCUUGGUCUAGAACAUUAUAUUAAAAUUUUUGUAUUAAAUGAAAUUGAUUUGGAAAUGUUCACAUCAUUGACUGAAGAAAAUUUAACUGAAUUGGGUAUUAAAGCAUUUGGUCCAAGAAAAAAACUUUUAGUUGCAAUACAUACACUUAGUGCUGAAUACGAAUUACAAAGUAGUUCAAGAAUGUUUUCUGGAUCAGCAGCACCUGGUGCUGAACGUCGUUCAAGUGCAUGGUAAUGCAAAUAUAUAAUACAAAAAAUUUGCUUAAUAUUUAAAAUGCAAGUAUGAUACUUUUGAAAAAAUUCAAAUCUAAUACACCCUUAUAUGUGUGGUACAUAUAAAAACAGAAAAAAAAAUGGAACCAAUAUAAGUUUGGAAUGUAUAAAAAUAUUUUUUAUCUAAUAUGAAUACAA
This is a messenger RNA of Condylostylus longicornis, 3440 nucleotides long. RefSeq names its product protein bicaudal C (gene BicC). NCBI's taxonomy places the organism in Eukaryota, Metazoa, Arthropoda, Insecta, Diptera, Dolichopodidae. Gene Ontology annotation, molecular function: RNA binding; protein binding. Gene Ontology annotation, cellular component: cytoplasm. The record is from RefSeq and is a predicted model, not a curated record. The transcript is spliced from 13 exons. Bases 241 to 3264 code for a protein of 1007 amino acids.